Cajanus cajan (pigeon pea) is the source of this 1360-nucleotide messenger RNA. Its product is annotated as structural molecules protein. The record is from RefSeq and is a predicted model, not a curated record. Lineage: Eukaryota; Viridiplantae; Streptophyta; Magnoliopsida; Fabales; Fabaceae. Gene Ontology annotation, biological process: Golgi to plasma membrane protein transport; protein localization to Golgi apparatus; Golgi to endosome transport. Gene Ontology annotation, cellular component: trans-Golgi network; Golgi membrane.
AAGGUAAUUUACUAAUUUAUCGCUAAACGACGCCAAGGAUACGAAAACGACUGUUCCCAGCUUGAACUUGAUGGUUAGUGAAUUUCUCUGUAAUUUUUUCCCCAAAAUUUUCAUCUCUCCCCAAAGCCAUAGGGGAACACGCUCCCUGCCCAAUUUCCGGCGACUUCACCCAAUCUUCGUUUUUCUUCGUCGGCAAUUACCGCUUCAACAAUCCAGAUCUGAGUGCACAUGAACCUUUGGGGCAUUUGGGGCAACCUUGAUUUGGGUUUUGAAGUGCUCCAAGGAAACUGGGGUCUCUAAAUUUGGUGCCUUUUGUCUAAUGACGAGUGGUGUUGCGUCAAUUGCGGAGAUUUGAGUAAGUGGGUCGCUGCUACAGUGGAGGAAGUUUGAGAAUUGGGUUUUGAUUCGUUUGAGGAAGUUUCGGGGAGGACUAGGUUUGUGUGAGAGAGUUUGUUGGGUCGGCGUCAUGUUCUAUGGUGCGGUGGUAUGGGACCCUUGGCUUAUUGUUGCUCAAAUUGUUUGUCUUCAAUGUUUGUACUACAUCACCCUGGGGUUGUUGUUGUCGAUACUUGUUGGCACACGCGUGUCUCGGAUGAGCCUCGUGUAUUUCUUUGACUAUGUUGCGGUUACUACCACUACCGUCACUGGUUGGUGUGUUAUUGCUUCAUUUCUGCUCAGCUCAGUUGCAGGGGCGGUGUACAUGUUUUAUUUGAUUGAAAGAUCAAAGAAGUGCUUGGAUUUUUCAGCAACACUCUACAUUGUCCAUCUUUUUAUAUGCAUUGUGUAUGGGGGUUGGCCCUCCUCUUUAACAUGGUGGAUUGUGAAUGGUUCUGGAAUUGCAGUGAUGGCUUUGCUAGGUGAACGUCUGUGCAUAAAGCGUGAACUCCAGGAGAUAUCAUUAACACGAUAUCGUUCAAAUGUUUGAUUGGCAGAAGUACUUUUUAAUUCAAGAAAGAAGUGCUGCAGAAUGGUAACAACUUUUGCUUCUAUAUAUGGGAUGAUCUACAAGAUGAAGCCCAAGAAGUGAAUAGUUCUAUUCGGCCAUUGAACCUACAUGUCCUUUAUUCUUUAGUUGCAAUAGAAUUGAAACAUAUAUAACCAAGACAAGACUAGGUACAUAAUUUUUCAGGAAUUUCUGGAAGUCUUAACUCUUAAUGUAGUUUAUUUCUAUUCUAUUUGGAUUUUCCCGCCAUAUAGUAUUGUCGGUUAAGGUGAUGCAUUUGGUUGAUAGAGUUUCUAUUCUUUUUACCCUUUUUGUGAGUUUUCGGAUCUGUUUACAAUCAUGGAAUUAUAUGUUACUUCUUUCUGUCCCAUUACUUUUAAGGAGGUUGUUAUAUCAGAUAGCAGAAUGCAGAAUGAA